CGCGGCCGGAGUGACGCGUGACGCGUGAAAUUUUAUCGAGUCGGUUUUGCAACGGGACGCCCGCGCUGCCAGUCUCGCCACGAGUCUCUCGUCUUCUCGCCUCUCCGAGCGUCUCUCUCUUCGCGCGCGGAAUCGAUUGCCCUUGAACUAACGUGUCUCGUCCAGCGCCUUAUUAUAAACGCGCGCGUGUGCUAAUUAGCGUAUCCGAGAUCCGAGUUGCGACGCGCGCGAGCGCGCGCACAUUCACACAUACAUACGCACACACGUGCGUACGCAUCAGGCUCGUCCUUCGCGCGUAUAUUUAUAUCGUAUGCAAAAUCGAAGUCGACUCCUCCGACGCGGCCUCCGAGGCGCGUCCGCAUUUAGGCGCGCGUUUUCGUUCAGCCUCGGCAUAGCCGCGUGAUCCCGCCGAUAAUUUCGCGCCGAGGUCGACCUCGACGGACGCGGGAGCGUCAUUCUCGCGCGUGCACGCGGCGUUCGCGCGUCGCUCGGCCCAGCUCGGCCGUCAAUCGCAUCGUCCGCCCGAGCCCAGGAGGAGGAGGAUCGUCGCAAUCGGCCGACCUAGCGCGAACGUCUUCGCUCCGCCGUGGGAUUAGCCGUUCGCCGCGCCCGCCGCCGGAGUUCAUCUCGGAUGUUUUGGCAGCUGACUUUGUUCCCUUUUCUCUCCCCGUAAACGGAAACCUCGGCGAAUCCCCCGGGAGCCUCCGCGCGCGCCGCCGAGAGGAUCGGGACACGCCACGCGGCGAUCGGUAUCGCGACGCGUCCCAGGAUCGCGCGCCUCUGUGCCCGUCGGAAGACCGUCCGUCGCUCCGGAUGCUUUAUUCGGGCAGCAUCGAGGAACGAUGACGUCACGUACGGAAACAUAAGCCGUUUUCUCGCAGCAGGACGAAGCGUUGCGCUCAACGGACGGUCUUCCGGAGUAAACGCGGCGCGAAUCAACGUUCCUGCGAGCUGCUCGUGCUGGAUGCCAGGUCCCUAAGUGCGAUCUGAUCGCGCGUGGGAAAACUUGCCGCCCGAGAGAGGAAAGAGAAGCGCCAGUGUAGAACCCUUUAGAGGUGUUUGUUGAUUCAACGCACACCCACACACGAUGGAUUCGGAGGAGGAAACGCUUUACGACGACGUCGACUCCGGCAACGAGUCGAGUGGCGACGACGUUGACUUCGCUAUGGAAAUCGAGUCUGGUAAUCCACGGGAGCGUGCCACCGACGUCGACGAGUAUCCAUUCGAAGUGCUUUCCACGGAAGAGAUUGUACAGGACAUGGUUGACUCCAUAAAGGAAGUCAAUACUGUUGUUGAAAUACCGGCUACCACCACACGUAUUUUAUUAAAUCAUUUUAAAUGGGAUAAAGAAAAGCUGAUGGAACGAUUUUAUGAUGGUGAUCAAGAAAAGUUAUUUGCCGAGGCACGCGUCAUUAAUCCGUUCAGGAAGGGCCCUCUGAUAAGCAGGAGUCGAUCCUCCCAAAGUUCUUUGGUAAAUCCGAAAAGACCGACAAAUGGAACAGAGGAAUGUGGAAUCUGUUUUAUGACCUUGCCAUCCUCAAUGAUGACUGGUCUGGAAUGUGGGCAUCGUUUCUGCACCGGGUGCUGGGGAGAAUAUUUGACAACCAAAAUCAUGGAAGAAGGAGUUGGACAAACAAUAGCGUGUGCUGCUCACGCUUGUGACAUUUUAGUCGACGACGCCAGUGUUAUGCGACUUGUCAAGGAUUCCAAAGUUAAAUUAAAAUAUCAACACUUAAUCACCAAUAGCUUUGUCGAAUGCAAUAGGUUACUGAGAUGGUGUCCUUCCCCCGAUUGCAACAAUGCUAUUAAGGUGCAGUACGUAGAAGCAAGACCAGUUACUUGCAAAUGUGGACAUACCUUCUGUUUCCACUGUGGCGAAAACUGGCACGAUCCUGUGAAGUGUCAUUUGCUCCGUAAGUGGAUCAAAAAGUGUGAUGACGAUUCCGAAACGUCAAACUGGAUCGCUGCCAAUACGAAGGAGUGCCCUAAGUGUAAUGUCACGAUCGAAAAAGAUGGCGGAUGUAAUCAUAUGGUUUGCAAGAAUCAGAAUUGCAAAACUGAAUUUUGUUGGGUAUGUCUUGGUCCUUGGGAGCCUCAUGGUUCUAGCUGGUACAAUUGUAACCGUUAUGAUGAGGAGGAAGCAAAAGUGGCAAGGGACGCGCAAGAAAAAUCCAGAUCAGCUUUACAAAGAUAUUUAUUUUAUUGCAAUAGAUAUAUGAAUCACAUGCAAUCACUAAAGUUUGAAAGUAAAUUGUAUGCCAGCGUGAAGGAGAAAAUGGAAGAAAUGCAGCAACAUAAUAUGUCGUGGAUUGAGGUACAAUUUUUAAAGAAAGCAGUUGACAUUUUGUGUUCCUGUAGACAGACUCUCAUGUACACUUACGUUUUCGCUUAUUAUGUGAAAAAGAACAAUCAGUCUGUGAUUUUUGAGGAUAACCAAAAGGAUUUGGAGAGUGCUACAGAAUGCCUCUCUGAAUAUCUUGAAAGGGAUAUCACGAGCGAAAAUCUUGCAGACAUCAAGCAAAAGGUUCAGGAUAAAUAUAGAUACUGCGAUAGUCGGAGAAAAGUGCUUUUAGAACAUGUUCAUGAAGGAUAUGAGAAGGAAUGGUGGGAUUACAAGGAAUAGAGGAUGUUUGCUAGUUUCAUUUCUCGGGGUGACACAAGUCCUCUUCCUUCCCACCUCUGCCCCAGCUGUGAUAAACCAAGAAAGAGUUAACAAGAGACAAAAAUGGAGCAUGUUACAAAGUGAUAAACGUGUUAUAUGCACUUUAUACAUAAUAUGCUCUGUGGCAACACGUAUAAUGUCGUUUAUGAUUAAUACUGAACUCAAAUUAUUAAAAUUCAAUUCCGAUCACUAACAAGAUUGGACAAUAUUUUGAUUUGCGCUUGCUGUGUGUUAUAUCAUCAUUGUAGAUUCUUGAUUCUUAAUGGAAAUGCCCCAUUGUUUUAGGUAAUCUUAAGAAAAGUUAUAUUCAUUAAGACGAGCAAGAUAUGUGUCAUUAUUCGCAACGUACUUACAAUUAGCAUGUUGCGAUGUAAAAUGACUUAGCUAAAAAUUUACUAUUUUAAUUAUCAUGUUUUAACGACGUUAGUCGAAUUGAAAGCUUUUCCCGAGGACUUAUUUUCUUCCCCUUACUUUUAAGAAUAGCUGUUUAAAAUAAGUCAGGUACAAUUCAAAUGGAUCAUCCCAAUUGUUUUACCCUAUUUUGGACCACAAUACGUCCAGGCUACAACUGCCAAUGUUUAAGAAACGCUAAAUUAUCUACAUGCGUAUCGUCAGUGCUAUGUAUUUAUAUUAGUUGAGCUUCUUUAAUCCUUGUGUGUACUGUUUCAAGAAAGCUAAAUAUACCUAACUACGAAAUCUUUUCCAAUAUCGCGAAAA
Molecule: messenger RNA, 3379 nt
Organism: Temnothorax curvispinosus
Lineage: Eukaryota; Metazoa; Arthropoda; Insecta; Hymenoptera; Formicidae
Gene: ari-1
Product: potential E3 ubiquitin-protein ligase ariadne-1
Exons: 8
Coding region: 1088-2623 (511 amino acids)
Biological process (GO): positive regulation of proteasomal ubiquitin-dependent protein catabolic process; protein polyubiquitination; ubiquitin-dependent protein catabolic process
Cellular component (GO): nucleus; cytoplasm; ubiquitin ligase complex
Molecular function (GO): ubiquitin conjugating enzyme binding; zinc ion binding; ubiquitin protein ligase activity
Source: RefSeq, a predicted model, not a curated record